Messenger RNA from Prorocentrum cordatum, 729 nucleotides. The record is from the annotation of a GenBank genome assembly. Lineage: Eukaryota; Dinophyceae; Prorocentrales; Prorocentraceae.
AUGCUCCGCGUUCUGUCUCUGUCAGCCGCCGCUGCUGUCAGCGGCCUGCAUGUCUCACAGGAGCCCAUGCAGCUGUUGGGCUCUCGCCUCGGAGCUGGAGUAGUGAGAGCAGCCUCCUCGGUCGCCUUGGAUCCAGAGUUCACGAACACUCUCGGCGAGAAGUUCCAUGUGGCUUGGCCCGGAGAGUUCAAUCUGAUCGGAAUGCCCAAGGACGCGGACAUCGUGUCGCCCAGCGCUGCGGACUUGGUGGUCAAUGCGACCCUUGAAGACGUCGGCCUCAAAGACUGCGACGAUCUCCUCAUCCGCAAGGUCACCGUCUUCGGCACGAAGAUCGGCAGCUUCAGCUCUUUGGAGUUCAGCAUUGGCAGCGACGACUUCAACACCACCGAUGCACUGGGCCUGAAAAUCGAUGGUGUCUCUAAGACUGUGACGGAAUUCCUCGCAGACAUGCCGACGUGCACAUUUACCCGACCUCGAGUGGUCGCGCUUCCCACCAAGAACAGCUUCCGCAAGCGCUCAGCGAUGUACAGUGCCAUUUGCAACCUCGGCGAUGUCCCGAAUACGGUCACCCUGACCUGGUCUUCAGUUUGGCGCAAAAACUAUGGGGAUGUGUACUACCAGAAUGACCUGGAGGUGUUCGUCUCGGGUGUCGGGAGCGAUCCCGCAGGGCUCCUCGGACCAGAUGAUCACUCGUGGACGCAGCAGAUUCACAGCGCGUGCACGCGCUGA